UAAAUACAAAAGCAGCAGACUAUUUCGAAAACCACUUGCUCCAAAAAUUAUGGAAUUUAUCUCCCCCUGACACAUUUUCUGGCAAGAGACCCGUUACUUAAGUGGAAUUUACGAAUAUCUGAUACCCUCUAGGAUAUCAUACAUCAGUGACCUUGCCACGUCUUGAGCACACAUAGAUUCAGCGGUCAUUUUAGGCUUUGUGCAACAUGUUGGGACGUGGUUCCGUUAUACUGUUGGCUAUUUAUUCGGUGAUUUUGGUAUCUUCAGAAUCCAUGGAUAAUGUUCGACUAGCAGUCUCAAAAGAAAUCUUGAAUGAAUUCGUCUUCCAAGAAAAAGAGAUCACUAUUCUAUAUACAAUUUACAAUUUCCACGAAUCACGCGCUGCUAGAGAUGUUGAACUAUUUGAUGUCUUUGCCGAAACAGAAUUUACGCUAAUUCAUGGUAGCCCUUCUGCUCGGUGGCCUGUUAUACCUGCCUCUUCGAACGUCACUCAUGUUUUAAUCCUCAAACCUCAAAUAAAUGGCGUUCAUAAUUUCUCUAGUGCUACAAUUAAUUACAAGUCUAGUGAUCUGCAGAAAAGUGCCUUUCUGUAUUCUUCUGCACCUGGUCUACUUACAAUUCACAAAUUGAAGGAGUAUAAUAAGCGUUUCACUUCUCAUACGAUGGAGUGGAUUGGUUUCGCUCUGUUUGUCACACCCUGCUUAUUGAUACCAUAUAUGCUUUGGCACUCAAGUGCAUCGAAAUACUAAUUCUUUGUAAUACUCUUCUUGAUCUGUAUAUUGUUUUUUACGUUGUAUUUUGUUUAUUCGUAUCCAAUGUAUUUAUAUAUGUUGUUAUGUAUUUACAGGAUAGGGAAAGUAUUUGGUGAAUAAACAUAAAAGUGUAUGCUAGUAAUGCUGUGGAAAUACCUUUGUUUUUUUUUCUCUGCAAAUUAUAUUUCCAAGUAAAUUCAGUAAAUAGUAUUCAUCUUCGGCCAAUCCAUGAGUUUACUCAAUUUUAUUUUGAUCAUAUCUCUGACAUUCCUGAAGUUUGUUUAACUGGAAGGCAAAAAUAACCCAAUUUAGCGAAGGAAAACAAAGUUUCCAGAGUUAUAUGUCCUAUUUUAAUAGUAUAGAAUUAGAAUAAUUAAUUUAACUGUUGUAUUCAUUAUCGUUGCGAACAAUAUCUUUACUGUUUUGCAUAAGAAUGAACUUUUUGGUUACUCCACGGAUACGAUGAGCAAGAUCUUAAUUAAUCAGAUAGUGGUAACCUACGAAUUAAGUUCAAAUAUAUUUAAAAUUUUCUUGUGUAAUUUCUAACAUGACAAA
This is a messenger RNA of Schistosoma turkestanicum, 1307 nucleotides long. The record is from the annotation of a GenBank genome assembly. Lineage: Eukaryota; Metazoa; Platyhelminthes; Trematoda; Strigeidida; Schistosomatidae.